Molecule: messenger RNA, 765 nt
Organism: Knipowitschia caucasica
Lineage: Eukaryota; Metazoa; Chordata; Actinopteri; Gobiiformes; Gobiidae
Source: the annotation of a GenBank genome assembly
AUGAGCCACUCCAGUCACACCAGGAAAAGGCAAGGGGCAGAAUACCACACUGAACUGGAAGGAAGACAGGGCAAGAUUAUGGCUGAACUGGACAUGCAUGACUUGACCCGGUGCGCAGCCUGCUACAGCCACAUUCCUCACCGCAAUGACUCCAGUUCUUCUGAGGGCUCAGGGUCUGGAGGAGAGUCCGAGUCCAGCUCCUGCAGCUCAGAGUCAGACACAGAAGAGUGGACACAGGACACAUUGGCACCUGUGGAGGCAGCGAGGGGUCCCACCAGAGAGUCCCCCGAGAGGAGCACUGACCGCAGCCUAGUGUCUGUGCUGCUGGAUUCUCACUCUCCCAAAGUGCAGUCUGUCCUCAACCUACAGGUUUUACCCCCACGACACACUUACGACCCGCACUACACCAUCCGCCGCCAGCCUGUAGACAUGCCUCUGCCUGAGAACAGUGGGAGUUUCCCCUCACAGCCCUCUGUACCAUUGCAGCUACCCCCCACGCUGCACUCCACGCUGCCCCCCUCUCUGCCCCCCACUCUGCCCCCCACGCUGCCCCCCACGCUGCCCCCCACGCUGCCCUACCCUCAGCUGAUGCCACCUUCCCAUGAACACUCUCUGCCCUGGCCUCAGCGGACGCCGCCUUCCCAUGAACACACUCCGCCUUACCCUCCCCUCUGGACCAGGACCCUGGUCUAUGGGCUGCAGGCCUCUGUGCUGCCACUGCCCUCCUACAGCCUUCAGUCCCAGCCUCCAGGACCACCACAAUAG